AUGACAACUUACUUCGAUUACCCAUCUGUAGAACUCCAGAAUGAACUUAGCAAGAUUGCCAAUGCCAUGGUGGCUGACGGUAAAGGUUUGUUGGCCGCUGAUGAGUCUGUGUCAACCAUGGGCAAACGUCUUCAAGAUAUUGGAGUUGAAAAUACUGAAGAUAACCGCCGUGCCUACAGACAAUUGUUGUUUACUGCCGAUGAACCUUUAAAUGAUCGUAUUUCUGGUGUCAUUUUAUUCCACGAAACUCUUUACCAAAAAACCGACGAUGGUGUUCCAUUUGUUGAAAUUCUCAAAAACCGUUGCAUUAUCCCUGGAAUUAAAGUUGAUAUGGGUGUUGUGAACUUAUUUGGUUCUGAAGGAGAAACUACCACUCAAGGAUUGGAUGAUUUGGCUCAACGUUGUGCUCAGUAUAAAAAAGACGGAUGUCAUUUUGCUAAGUGGCGUUCAGUAUUAAAGAUUGGUAAGAAUAUUCCUUCAUACCAAGCUAUUUUGGAAAAUGCUAAUGUGUUGGCUAGAUACGCUUCCAUCUGCCAAGCCAACCGUAUUGUUCCAAUUGUAGAACCUGAGGUAUUGUGUGAUGGAGAACACGAUUUGGACCGUUGCCAAAAAGUCACUGAAACUGUGCUGGCUGCAGUAUACAAAGCGCUGAAUGAUCACCAUGUGUAUCUUGAAGGUACUAUUUUGAAGCCUAACAUGGUUACUCCUGGCCAAUCUGCCUGUAAGAAGGCUACAGCUGACGAAAUUGCUAAAGCCACAGUGACCGCUCUUCAGCGCACUGUCCCUCCAGCAGUUCCUGGAAUUAUGUUUUUGUCUGGUGGUCAGACUGAGGAAGAAGCAUCCGUGAAUUUGAAUGCGAUUAACAAGUACAAUGCCAAGAAACCAUGGGCAUUGAGCUUCAGUUAUGGACGUGCUCUGCAAGCUUCAGUCUUAAAAGCAUGGCAAGGAAAGAAAGAAAAUAUUAAAACUGCUCAAGACGAACUUCUUAAGAGAGCAUUGGCAAACAAACUAUCAGCUCUUGGCAAAUACGAAGCUGGUUCUGUACAAACAGCUGCUGGUUCUCAGGGACUAUUUGUUAAAGAUCAUGCCUAUUAA
This is a messenger RNA of Macrosiphum euphorbiae (potato aphid), 1095 nucleotides long. Lineage: Eukaryota; Metazoa; Arthropoda; Insecta; Hemiptera; Aphididae. The record is from the annotation of a GenBank genome assembly.